CGGCCUGGGUCUCGUCCCGCCUGAGGUGUACCGCUGCAGGGUAUGGACCUCUUACGCGGCAGUUAUCGGAUAGAAGGACCUCCAGCUGGGGAACGUGAAAUCGAGCAUUUAUCAACGUCAGCAUAUAUGAUCAAACCCCUCUUGGAUUGACUCUCCUUCUCAAAUCACAUCCAAGGCAUAACAAUACCAAUGGCAAGCAAAAUGGCCUCCUGCAUCUUCUGCAAAAUCAUCAAGGGCGAUAUCCCCUGCUUCAAGCUCAUUGAGACCGAGAAGACGCUCGCCUUCCUAGACAUUAACCCGCUCAGCCGGGGCCACGCCCUCGUCAUCCCGAAGUUCCACGGCGAGAAGCUGACCGACAUCCCCGAUGAGCACCUGAGCGAUAUCCUGCCCAUCGCCAAGAAGCUUGUCGCGGCGACGGGCGCCCAGGAGUACAACAUCCUGCAGAACAAUGGGAGCGGGGCGCACCAGGUGGUUGAGCAUGUUCAUUUCCAUAUGAUCCCCAAGCCGAACCCGGAGGAAGGCCUCGUCAUCGGCUGGCCCCAGCAGCCGACGGAUAUGGAUAAGCUCAAGGCGCUGUUUGAGGAUAUCAAGUCCAAGGUGUAAAUGCGAAGGGAUGUAUGGAGAGGUAGGUGGCGUUGGGGUAAGGGGAGACGUGUGUGUAUUCAAAUUCUCGAGUCGGUUCCUCAAGAGAAAUAGGAGGCCGUAGUCAGAGUCCGAAUAGGUUCACUCCAUUCUCAGCAAGUGCGUGAAUUUGUGUGACCCCCCGGCAAGGCGCAGACAUAAUAUUUUAUCGCGAGUUCAAUAAC
Messenger RNA from Chaetomium fimeti, 806 nucleotides. Its product is annotated as HIT-like domain-containing protein. Gene Ontology annotation, biological process: nucleotide metabolic process. Lineage: Eukaryota; Fungi; Ascomycota; Sordariomycetes; Sordariales; Chaetomiaceae. The coding region runs from base 190 to 603 and encodes 137 amino acids. The transcript has 6 exons. The record is from RefSeq and is a predicted model, not a curated record. Gene Ontology annotation, molecular function: catalytic activity.